Octopus sinensis (East Asian common octopus) is the source of this 456-nucleotide messenger RNA. Its product is annotated as 40S ribosomal protein S29-like. The transcript is spliced from 3 exons. NCBI's taxonomy places the organism in Eukaryota, Metazoa, Mollusca, Cephalopoda, Octopoda, Octopodidae. Bases 97 to 441 code for a protein of 114 amino acids. Gene Ontology annotation, cellular component: ribosome; cytosolic small ribosomal subunit. Gene Ontology annotation, molecular function: zinc ion binding; RNA binding; structural constituent of ribosome. Gene Ontology annotation, biological process: translation. The record is from RefSeq and is a predicted model, not a curated record.
CUAUAUAAAGCGAAGUCUUUCCUUCUUCCCUCCCUUUUAUGUUGAACACUCGCUCUUGACGUACGUUGUUCGUGCAUAUCUCUUAAAUAUUUAAAAAUGGGUCAUACAACUCUUUGGUUUUCUCAUCCCAGACGAUUUGGACCAGGAUCACGACAAUGUCGAGUCUGUGCCAACACUCACGGUGUCAUAAGGAAAUACAGUCUCUUCAUGUGCCGGAGAUGUUUCCGAGAAUAUUCCAAUGACAUUGGAUUUAAGAAGGUACGAGAAUUUAUGUCGCUAAAUUUGAUAUUCCGAAGAUAUCAGUUCGAAACAUUACUUGACGAUUUGAUCAAUUUUGAGCACAGAAAAUUCAAAUUUCAACAGGUCACUACUGUUAGACAAUUGAAGUCCAAUAGAGGGAAGUAUGGACCAGAAUUAAUACAGUUUGUGCUGAACGGGUAAGGAAUGUGGGUAAAA